AUGUCUAUGGCAACCCAAGCCUCCAUCUUCCCCUCCACGAUCUCUGCCGCAAAAUCUGGUGAUCGUAUGUUGGUGCCGUGGAAGCAAUCUUCCCUAGCAUCAUUCACUAGCCCUAGCUCACUAAAGAUAUCCACCGUUGCAUACCGCCCCAUUCGAGCCAUGGCGGAGACACCCGCCACAAAAGAGGCAGAGAAGGAGGCUCCAGUGGGCUUCACCCCGCCAGAAUUGGAUCCUAACACACCAUCACCAAUCUUUGGUGGCAGCACGGGCGGCCUGUUGCGCAAGGCUCAGGUGGAGGAAUUCUACGUCAUUACAUGGGACUCGCCUAAGGAACAAAUUUUCGAGAUGCCCACCGGUGGAGCUGCCAUAAUGAGGCAGGGCCCAAAUCUAUUGAAAUUGGCUAGGAAAGAGCAGUGUUUGGCACUUGGGACUAGGCUAAGGUCCAAGUACAAGAUUCAGUACCAAUUUUAUAGGGUGUUCCCUAAUGGAGAGGUACAAUAUUUGCACCCGAAGGAUGGUGUCUACCCGGAAAAGGUUAACGCUGGCCGCCAAGGAGUUGGCCAGAAUAUGCGAUCCAUUGGUAAAAAUGCCAGCCCCAUUGAGGUGAAAUUCACUGGGAAGCAAGUGUAUGACUUGUGA
Molecule: messenger RNA, 639 nt
Organism: Fraxinus pennsylvanica
Lineage: Eukaryota; Viridiplantae; Streptophyta; Magnoliopsida; Lamiales; Oleaceae
Source: the annotation of a GenBank genome assembly